AUGGCUGACUUCACAUCAAAUUUGCAGAGCUUUGAACCUUCAAUAUCUUUCCUAGAUGCUGAUCCAAGCAUGGGACUUAUCAACCAGUUUCCAGAGCUAAACCAAAUUGUUAUAGAGAGCUCAAACUUAAGUUUCCAGAGCUUCAUGAGUUUUUCCAAUGACAAUCUCUUUACCAAACAAUUAUCCGAUUUCUCAGGAAACUUAGAAGAAAAUUUCCCAUGCAUUUUCCAUCAUGAUGACAAAAAUGACAUACCUGUUUCUGGUCACUUUGUCUCUGGAGGUGAUUUUCAAGAGAGCAAGAAGAGAAAAGCUAUAGAUGCAUCAGAAAGUAGUUCUGGAUACUCUACUCCUCCAGCUUCGGAGAAUGGAAUUACAAGGCAAAAUGUUAGAAGGGGAAAAAUUAAUGAGAGACUUAGGUGCUUGAAAGAUAUUGUUCCAGGUUGCUACAAGACUAUGGGCAUGGCAGUAAUGUUGGAUGAGAUUAUUAAUUAUGUCCAUUCCUUGCAAAAUCAAGUUGAGUUUCUUUCUAUGAAACUUACUGCAGCAAGCAAUUUUUAUGGCUUCAAUUCGGAGAGAGAUGCAAUAGAAACAUUGCAGCUGGCAAAGGCAUACGAGGCACAGAAGGUGCAGAGAAUAGUGAGAGGAGGGUAUGAAGGACUUGCUUCCACUCAACUUGGCUUGUUUGACCUCAGUUUUGGCUGCUGUCCCUCGUUGCCACACAACACAUGA
This is a messenger RNA of Ilex paraguariensis (yerba mate), 729 nucleotides long. NCBI's taxonomy places the organism in Eukaryota, Viridiplantae, Streptophyta, Magnoliopsida, Aquifoliales, Aquifoliaceae. The record is from the annotation of a GenBank genome assembly.